AUGCUCAAUGAAGGCCCCAUCGGAUAUGACCAAAGAAUCCUUCCAACCCUCGAACGAGCCAUCGGCAAUUUCAGAAAGGGUGUGCAGUAUCGGGACGGAAAGACAAUAUUCUUGGAGAUUCCAUACGAGGAUGGGAUCAAGUUACCCGGUUAUCUCUACCUGCCUCCUCCUUCCAAGCGCGUACCUGAUCGGAAGAUCCCCAUCCUACUCAACUCGGGCGGAGGCGAUUCCACUCAGGAGGAAAUAUACUUUGUGAAUCCAGCGUACGGGCCGGAUGCAGGUUAUGCAGUCCUCACCUUCGAGGGGCCCGGUCAAGGCAUUGUCCUCCGUCGCGACAAGUUGCCCAUGCGCCCAGACUGGGAAGCUGUCACAGGUCCCGUCUUGGAUCAUCUCUUUGGCCUGGCUGCUCAAUAUCCCGAGCUUGAGCUAGACCUGGACCACAUUGCUGUCACUGGCGCUUCAAUGGGGGGAUACUUUGCACUCCGUGCAGCUGCAGACUCUCGCAUCAAGGCAUGCGUAAGCGUGGAUGGAUUCUACAGCCUGUCAAGCUUUGUGGGAGGCAGGAUGCCAGGGCCACUCUUCAACGGCUUUAUGAGCGGUUGGAUCACCGACGGCAUGUUCAAUGGAAUACUCAGCUUCCUAAAGAAACUUGACUUCCAGGCAAGGUGGGAAUUUAACCAUCUGAAGUGGGCUACUGCAUCCAAGACAGAUGCGGAUAUUAUGCGUAGCUUCGGGGAGUACACCUUGCAGAAUGCAGAUGGCACACAGUACCUGGCUGGCGUGAAAUGUCCAACUCUUGUGACAGGGGCAGGGGGGAGCUUCUAUUUUAACCCAGCUACCACAACAGACAAGAUUUAUGAGUGCCUCACUAGUCUCAAAGACGGCGUGGACAAGGAAAAGUGGAUUGCGACAGAUGUAGCGCGUGGAGGCCUACAAGCCAAGAUAGGUGCUUUUGGAUAUUCGGCUCAGAGAACUUUUGAAUGGCUUGAUCAAAGGUUUGAAAUUGAAAGGAAGCCUUUGACGGCCAGUUCAGACUUGGGGGACUUGGUUUGCAAGCUGAGAAUUACUACUCUAUCAUACCGCUAUUCGGCGAACAAGAAGGCCCAAAAAACAUCGGCGAGACCCCAGCUCAAUUUUGCUCAGCUAUGUGGAUUCGAGAAUUUCCUUAUCACACAUCAAUAUGACGACAAGUACCGCCUGCACCGGAAAAUGGAAUCUCUUCGAUUCGCCCUUCAAACUUUCAAUCGACCUGAUGAUAUCUUGGACCACUUGAAAACGUGGGACCUACUUAUCUAUACCUCUUUGCUUGUACAUAAUGACUUAUUACUUGGUAGUUUGGCUGCUUCCAUAGUUCUGAAGGUUACAUAUGGCUACUCAAUUGAACAAAAUGGCACCGACCCAUUGGUUGGGUUGAUAGAGCAUGCGAUGAAGAACCUGUCUCGGGCGUUCGUGCCACUCUCCUGGGCCAUUUACUCGGUUCCUGCUAUCAAGUAUCUUCCUGACUGGUUUCCUGGAAUGUCAUACAGAAAGACUGCACGGGAAUGGAAAGCCGUCAAUGAGGCCGCUGCCGAACUUCCCUAUGAGUUUGUCAAACGUCAGAUGAUACAUAAAGCCCAUCGGCCUUCAUAUUUGUCCCCAGCCGAUGAAGAGGCUAUCAAAUGGACAGCCGUUAGCCUCUAUGCUGCAGGCUCGGACAGCGCAGUCGCCAUCAUCCACAGUUUCAUAUGUGGUCUCGUCAUGUUCCCUGAUGUUGUAAAGAGAGCACAGAAAGAGAUCAACGGAGUCGUGGGUCCGGAUAGGCUUCCAGACUUCGAUGAUAGCAUCAACCUUCCUUAUGUUGACGGCAUUAUCAAGGAAGCCUGGCGAUGA
Molecule: messenger RNA, 1869 nt
Organism: Penicillium egyptiacum
Lineage: Eukaryota; Fungi; Ascomycota; Eurotiomycetes; Eurotiales; Aspergillaceae
Source: the annotation of a GenBank genome assembly